UUUAUAAAAUUAGAAAUCCAAUCGAAUGAAAAUGCAAGUACAGAAAAGAAGAGGUAGACAAACUUAUUUAGGCAACUUUUUAAGUGCCAGACAAUUGAAAAGAUAUGGAUACACAUUCAAGAUAUGGUUCAUUACUAUAGCUACUUGAACCCUGUCGAGAUAAAAAAAAAAUGUACUAUUUUUAAAAAUGGGUAUUUCCGUAAUGUUGAAAUACUCUAUUACGGACGGGAUUGGUGAUUUAAGGUCUUCAGAAACUGAUUAGAAUGAAGAUCCUCUUGAGAUUACUAGGUUUGAUCAUUAUCGUUGCUGAAGUAAAGAUUAUAAAUUGUUCCCCGAAAGUUUGUGGUGCAGGACAGGUCAUGAGACAGUCAUUUUCUGGGAAUUUUAUAUGUUGUAACACAGUUAUAUGCCAGCAAGCUCAGAAAUAUGAUUUUUGUGAUUACCACCAUGGUCACGAUACCUGUAGGAACUGUCCAGAAGACACAUACCAUUUAGACAUAAUCAAUACUGCUGAAAUGACCAAUAUCAUAGAUCCAUGUAUACCGAAACCUACAUGUGAGCAGCCUGAAGUUAUGUUAGAGAAAGAUGCAUGUGUCUGCGAUAGAAGGCUUGGUUACUAUGGAAGUGAUUAUAAUAACUGCUUACUAACAGAAGUUUCCUGUUCCAGUCCGGGAUUUGAACUUAAAAAUGACGGGCAAUGUGGACCAUGUGCUGAAGGCUUUUUCAAACCGGAAGCUAGCGACGAACACAUAUGUAGAAAGAAAACAGAGUGUUUUGAGUCUCAAGAAGUUGCUGAUAACGGGUCUACAACUGAAGACAUAUCUUGUAGGGCAAAGAAGAAGUUUUUUUUGCAAGAUGUCAAACCUCUAGAGCAGUCAACAGAAAAUGAAGACGCUAAUGACACUAAGAACACAGAAACUAUAUUCGUGUUAUCAAGUACGGUUACAGAAGUGAAAAUUUAUCGCUACAUUGAUGAUAUUGUAUCAGAAUUUGAAUUUGGAAAAGAAACUGCGAGUAACAUCAACAACAAAAUGACGAACGCAGUGUACUUUAUUUGGCCUUUUUUACUUUUUAUACGACCGCAAAAAUUAAAAUUUUUUUGGUCGUAUAUUGGUAUGACGUUGGCGUCGUCGUCGUCGUCGUCGUCGUCGUCGUCGUCGUCGUCGUCUGGCGUCGUCCGGCGUCGUCCGAAGACACAUUGGUUUUCGCACUCUAACUUUAGUUUAAGUGAAUGGAUCUCCAUGAAAUUUUACCAUAAGGUUCAAUACCACGACAGGAAGGUUGGGAUUGAUUUUGAGGGUUAUGGUACCAACAGUUAAGGAAUUAGGGGCCAAAAAGGGGCCAAAAAUAAGCAUUUUGUAACUUUCAGACCAUAACUUGUGUGUAAGUGUAUGGAUCUCUCUGACAUUGUACCACAAGGUUCCAUAUCACAAAGGGAAGGCUGUAAUUGAUUUUGGGGGUAAUUGCCUCAAAAUUUUAGGAAUUAGGGGCAAAAAAAGGGGCAAAAAACAAGCAUUUUUCUAGUUUCAUGACAAUAACUUGUGUGUAAGUGUUUGGAUAUUUCUGAAAUUGUACUACAAGGUUUCAUAUCACAAAGGAUAAGCUGGAAUUGAGUUCGGGGGUAAUUGCCUGAAACGUUUAGGAAUUGGGGGCCAAAAAGGGGCCAAAAAUAAGCAUUUUUCUAGUUUCAAGACAAUAACUUGUGUUCAAGUGUAUGGAUCUCUCUGAAAUUGUACUGCAAGGUACCAUACCACAAAGGGAAGGCUGGGAUUGAGUUUGGGGGUGAUGAAUCAUAAGGGGGUUCAAAAAAUUUUGGGGGGGGGGGGGGAUUUUUUUUUUUCUUUUUUUUUCUUUUUUUCCUUUUUUUUUCUUUUAAAAUUUUCCGUUUUAAGUUGGUUAUUUCUGAUUUAUAUUUAAAAGCAAAUAAUAAUGAUAUGGUAGGAGAUACACACCAAACAGGAUGUGUAAAUUUUUAUAUAAUAAGUAUUGUGCAAUAGCAAGAAAUUUUCAAUUGCACAGUAUUGCACAAUAGCAAGAAAUCUUCAAUUGCACAGUAUUGCGCAAUAGCAAGAAAUCUUCAAUUGCACAGUAUUGCGCAAUAGCAAGAAAUAUCCAAUAGCACAAUAUUGCGCAAUAGCAAGAAAUUGUCAAUUGUACAGUAUUGCGCAAUAGCAAGAAAUAUUCAAUUGCACAGUAUUGUGCAAAAGAAGAUACUUCUUAUAAAUUGCUUAUUUUUUUGAUCAAUUUCAAUGGGGUUUUAUUCUUGAAUUCUUGGGGUUCUUUAAUAUGCUGAAUAUAACCGUGUAUUAAGUUUUUGGAUUUUGGGCCCCGUUUUUAAAUUGGUCCACAUUGAGGUCCAAAGGGUCCAAAAUUUAACUUUGUUUUGAUUUCAUCAAAAAUUGAAUUAUUGGGGUUCUUUGAUAUGCCGAAUCUAACCGUGUAUUUAGAUUCUUAAUUUUUGGUUCCGUUUUCAAAUUGGUCUACAUUAAGGUCCAAAGGAUCCAAAAUUAAACUUAGUUUGAUUUUAACAAAAAUUGAAUUUUUAGUGUUCUUUGAUAUGCUGAAUCUAAACAUGUAUUUAGAUUUUUGAUUAUGGGCCCAGUUUUCAAGUUGGUCCAAAUCGGGGUCCAAAAUUAAACUUUGUUUGAUUUCAACAAAAAUUGAAUAUAUGGGGUUCUUUGAUAUGCUGAAUCUAACCAUGUAUUUAGAUUUUUGGGCCCCGUUAUCAACUUUGUCCACAUUGAGGUCAAAAGGGUCCAAAAUUAAACUCUGUUUGAUUUCAUCAAAAAUUGAAUUCUUGGGGUUCUUUGAUAUGCUGGAUCUAACCAUGUAUUUAGAUUUUGGAUAUUGGACCAUAAUAGGUGAAUGUCCAAUUUAAAAUUUUUAAGUUCUUAGACCACAUUCAUUCUGUGUCAGAAAGCUAUGCUGUGUCAAAUAUUUAAUCACAAUCCAAAUGUAGAGCUGUAUCAAGCUUGAAUGUUGUGUCCAUACUUGCCCCAACUGUUCAGGGUUUGACCUCUGCGGUCGUAUCAAGCUGCGCCCUGCGGAGCAUUUUAUUCUAGUUUCCAGACAAUAACUUGUGUUCAAGUGUAUGGAUCUCUGUGAAAUUGUACCACAAGUAUCCAUAUCACACAGGAAAUGCUGGGAUUGAUUUUGGGGGUAAUUGCCUCAAAAUAUUAGGAAUUAGGGGCCAAAAAAAGGGGCAAAAAACAAGCAUUUUUCCAGUUUCAUGACAAUAACUUGUGUGUAAGUGUAUGGAUCUUUCUGAAAUUGUACUACAAGGUUCCAUAUCACAAAGGGAAAGCUGGAAUUGAGUUUGGGUGUAAUUGCCCAAAACGUUUAGGAAUAAGGGGCUAAAAAGGGUCCAAAAAUAAGCAUUUUUCUAGUUUCCAGACAAUAACUUGUGUUCAAGUGUAUGGAUCUCUCUGAAAUUGUACUGCAAGGUACCAUACCACAAAGGGAAGGCUGGGAUUGAUUUUGGGGGUAAUUGCCUAAUCUAACCGUGUAUUUAGAUUCUUAAUUUUUGGUCCUGUUUUCAAAUUGGUCUACAUUAAGGUCCAAAGGGUCCAAAAUUAAACUUAGUUUGAUUUUAACAAAAAUUGAAUUCUUGGGGUUCUUUGAUAUGCUGAAUCUAAACAUGUACUUAGUUUUUUUUAUUAUGGGCCCAGUAUUCAAGUUGGUCCAAAUCGGGGUCCAAAAUUAAACUUUGUUUGAUUUCAACAAAAAUUGAAUAUAAGGGGUUCUUCGAUAUGCUGAAUCUAACCAUAUAUUUAGAUUUUUGAUAUUUGGGCCCGUUUAUCAAAUUGGUUCACAUUGAGAUUUAAAGGGUCCAAAAUUGAACUUUAUUUGAUUUCAUCAAAAAUUGAAUUCUUGGGGUUCUUUGAUAUGCUGAAUCUAACCAUGGAUUUAGAUUUUGGAUAUUGGAAUACCACAAAGGGAUGGUAAGAAUUGUCUUUGGGAGUUAUGGCUCAAACCGUUAAGGAAUAAGGUGCAAAAAAGGGGGGAAAAGGGUUUCCAGGUUAAUGGACAAUUACUUAAGUACAAAACAUAAUUUAAAAGGCAGUGUAAGGUUGGUAAUUGAAACUCAUUUGAAUAUCUCACCUAAACUGCUUUUAAAUUAUGUAUAUUGGAAAUUUGCCAAAAACUUUAUUAUUAAUAAAUUCCAUUGGAAAUUUGCCAAGUACUUUAGUUUAAUGAACUUCAUUGGAAAUUUGCCAAUAUGGAAUGUUGCUGAUGGAGCUUUUUUGUUUAUCUCACCUAAACUGCUUUUAAAUUAUGUAUGUUGGAAAUUUGCCAAAAACUUUAUUAUUAAUAAAUUCCAUUGGAAAUUUGCCAAUAACUUUAGUUUAAUGAACUUCAUUGGAAAUUUGCCAAAAACUUUAUUUUUAUACGACCGCAAAAAAAAUUUUGUGGUCGUAUAUUGGCAUGACGUUGGCGUCGUCGUCGUCGUCUGGCGUCGUCCGGCGUCGUCCGAAGACACAUUGGUUUUCGCACUCUAACUUUAGUUUAAGUGAAUGGAUCUCUAUGAAAUUUUACCACAAGGUUCAAUACCACAAAAGGAAGGUUGGGAUUGAUUUUGGAAGUUAUGGUACCAACAGUAAAGGAAUUAGGGGCCAAAAAGGGGCCAAAAAUAAGCAUUUUUGUAACUUCCAGACAUAACUUGUGUGUUAGUGUAUGGAUCUCUCUGACAUUGUACCACAAGGUUCCAUAUCACAAAAAGAAUGCUGGGUUUUGAUUUUGGGGGUAAUUGCCUCAAAAUUUUAGGAAUAAGGGGCAAAAAAAGGGGCAAAAAACAAGCAUUUUUCUAGUUUCAUGACAAUAACUUGUGUGUAAGUAUAUGGAUCUUUCUGAAAUUGUACUACAAGGUUCCAUAUCACAAAGGGAAAGCUGGAAUUGAGUUUGGGGGGUAAUUGCCGAAACGUUUAGGAAUUGGGGGCCAAAAAGGGGCCAAAAAUAAGCAUUUUUCUAGUUUCCAGACAAUAACUUGUGUGUUCAAGUGUAUGGAUCUCUCUGAAAUUGUACUGCAAGGUACCAUACCACAAAGGGAAGGCUGGGAUUGAUGAUGGGGGUAAUUGCCUCAAUAUUUUAGGAAUUAGGGGCAAAAAAGGGGCAAAAAACAAGCAUUUUUCUAGUUUCAGAACAAUAACUUGUGUGUAAGUGUAUGGAUCUUUCUGAAAUUGUACUACAAGGUUCCAUAUCACAAAGGGAAAGCUGGGUUUGAGUUUGGGGGUAAUUGCCCUAAACGUUUAGGAAUUUGGGGCCAAAAAACACAUUUUUCUAGUUUCCAGACAAUAACUUGUGUUCAAGUGUAUGGAUCUCUCUGAAAUUGUACUGCAAGGUACCAUUCCACAAAGGGAAGGCUGGGAUUGAGUUUGGGGUGAUGAAUCAUAAGGGGGUUCAAAAAAUUGGGGGGGGGGAUUUUUUUUUUUUUCCCUUUUUUUUUUCUUUUAAAAUUUUCCAUUUUAAGUUGGUUAUUUCUGAUUUAUAUUUAAAAGCAAAUAAUAAUGAUAUGGUAGGAGAUACACACCAAACAGGAUGUGUAAAUUAUUAUAUAAUAAGUAUUGUGCAAUAGCAAGAAAUUUUCAAUUGCACAGUAUUGCACAAUAGCAAGAAAUCUUCAAUUGCACAGUAUUGCGCAAUAGCAAAAAAUCUUCAAUUGCACAGUAUUGCGCAAUAGCAAGAAAUAUCCAAUAGCACAAUAUUGCGCAAAAGCAAGAAAUUGUCAAUUGUACAGUAUUGCGCAAUAGCAAGAAAUAUUUAAUUGCACAGUAUUGUGCAAAAGAAGAUACUUCGUAUAAAUUGCUUAUUUCUUGACCAAUUUCAAUGGGGUUUUAUUCUUGAAUUCUUGGGGUUCUUUAAUAUGCUGAAUCUAACCGUGUAUUUAGUUUUUGGAUUUUGGGCCCCGUUUUUAAAUUGGUCCACCUUGAGGUCCAAAGGGUCCAAAAUUAAACUUUGUUUGAUUUCAUCAAAAAUUGAAUUAUUUGGGUUCUUUGAUAUGCCGAAUCUAACCAUGUAUUUAGAUUCUUAAUUUUUGGUUCCGUUUUCAAAUUGGUCUACAUUAAGGUCCAAAGGGUCCAAAAUUAAAUUUUAGUUUGAUUUUAACAAAAAUUGAAUUCUUAGGGUUCUUUAAUAUGCUGAAUCUAAAAAUGUAUUUAGAUUUUUGAUUAUGGGCCCAGUUUUGAAGUUGGUCCAAAUCGGGGUCCAAAAUUAAACUUUGUUUGAUUUCAACAAAAAUUGAAUAUAUGGGGUUCUUUGAUAUGCUGAAUCUAACCAUGUAUUUAGUUUUUUGAUUUUUGGGCCCCGUUAUCAACUUUGUCCACAUUGAGGUCAAAAGGGUCCAAAAUUAAACUUUGUUUGAUUUCAUCAAAAAUUGAAUUCUUGGGGUUCUUUGAUAUGCUGAAUCUAACCAUGUAUUUAGAUUUUGGAUAUUGGACCAUAAUAGGUGAAUGUCCAAUUUAAAAUUUUUAAGUUCUUAGACCACAUUUAUUCUGUGUCAGAAACCUAUGCUGUGU
Mytilus californianus (California mussel) is the source of this 6512-nucleotide messenger RNA. RefSeq lists its product as uncharacterized. The coding region runs from base 264 to 1319 and encodes 351 amino acids. The transcript is spliced from 9 exons. Lineage: Eukaryota; Metazoa; Mollusca; Bivalvia; Mytilida; Mytilidae. The record is from RefSeq and is a predicted model, not a curated record.